This is a messenger RNA of Penicillium pulvis, 843 nucleotides long. RefSeq names its product LUC7 domain-containing protein. Gene Ontology annotation, cellular component: U2-type prespliceosome; U1 snRNP. The transcript is spliced from 3 exons. Lineage: Eukaryota; Fungi; Ascomycota; Eurotiomycetes; Eurotiales; Aspergillaceae. Gene Ontology annotation, biological process: mRNA splice site recognition. The record is from RefSeq and is a predicted model, not a curated record. Gene Ontology annotation, molecular function: mRNA binding. The annotation marks the transcript as partial.
AUGGCUGCAGAACAGAGAAAAUUGCUCGAGCAGCUUAUGGGCGCUGACCAACUGAUUGGUACUGGUGCCCAGGGUCGCAAUGCUCAGCUUGCCAUCACAGACGCGAAAGUCUGCCGCUCCUACCUUGUAGGCACCUGCCCUCACGACCUCUUCACCAACACCAAGCAAGAUCUUGGCCCAUGCCCGAAAGUACAUAGCGAGGGAUUGAAGACGGAGUACGACACAGCUUCGUCGGCAGAUAAGGCAAAAUGGGGCUUCGAAUUCGACUACAUGCGCGAUAUGCAAAAGUACAUUGAUGAUUGUGACCGGAGGAUCGACACGGCCCAGCGCCGUCUGGAGAAAACGCCGGAUGAGAUCCGACAAACUAACGACCUGCUUAAGCAAAUCGCCGACCUCAACAACACAAUCAACACAGGCCUCCUGGAGGUCUCCGUCCUCGGCGAAACCGGCUCCGUCGCAAUGGCCAUGAACGAAAUGCAUAAGGUCCGAACAACUAAAUACCAAAAGGAGGCUGCCGAGCGCGAUCUCAAGAACCUGCAGGAUACAUCUGGUCCCUCCGGACACCAGAAGCUACAAGUUUGCGACGUCUGCGGCGCCUACCUGAGUCGACUUGAUAAUGACCGUCGACUGGCUGAUCACUUCUUCGGAAAGAUGCAUAUGGGAUACUCGGAUAUGCGCAAGACUUGGAAGAAGCUUAGCGCUGAGCUGAAGGGUCGUGCGCCCCCAGUGCGUCACCACGAGGAGGAAGAUCCGUACAGUGCAGGUGGUCGGGCAAACGCUGGCCGUGGUUCGCGUUAUGGUGGAGGUGGAGGCGGUGGAGGAUACAGACGUCGUGGUGGACGG